Messenger RNA from Sitophilus oryzae (rice weevil), 6233 nucleotides. It is a transcript of the gene tna, whose product is annotated as zinc finger MIZ domain-containing protein 1. The record is from RefSeq and is a predicted model, not a curated record. Gene Ontology annotation, biological process: protein sumoylation; regulation of transcription by RNA polymerase II. The coding region runs from base 333 to 3128 and encodes 931 amino acids. Gene Ontology annotation, molecular function: SUMO ligase activity; zinc ion binding. The transcript is spliced from 14 exons. Lineage: Eukaryota; Metazoa; Arthropoda; Insecta; Coleoptera; Curculionidae.
GCUUCGACUAUCGCAUCACUCGAAAACUAGAAUUCAGUUGCGUGCCGUCUGUAAUUGGGAGCGGAUCGGUUAGAAAUUUCCCAGUUUGAGCGAUUAUACAGUGACACUUCUUUUAAGUGUAUGACAAUUUAUACACACCACUUUCGGAACAGUACACAGUCAAAUUAAUUGCGCGUUUCGAUCGAUAAAUACAGUAAAAAUCGGGAAGCGAAACAAUAUUAAGUGCCAAUGUAACUGAUACAGACUUCGAGAUCGACGAAAUAUCCAAGGAUUUUUCUUCCCAAGACUCAUUGUGUUGAUAAAAACAAUUCAUUCUUUAUGUGUUCUUUCAAAUGCUGGGAUAUACUUCCUAUAGGGACUGGUCUCCGGGUGGACUCAACACCCAGCAGCAGUUGUCCGUCGUGACCACCGUGUGGGGAGUCACCACGUCCACGCAGUCGGGCCCCCACGGGGCGUACGCAGGGGGCCCUGCUCCCCAGCCCUUCUCCAAAGGGGGACAACCCAACGGCUACGGUGGACAAAACAAUUUUAGAGGACAUGGACUAAGCAGUUAUGGUCCGGGUCCGAAUGGUAUGAACCAGCCCGAUCCUACAGGAGGCGGCGGUUAUCCUAGUCAGGGAAACGCUCUGUCUACUGCGGCCAUGGUGGCAGCGGCUACGGCUACCGCCACAGCGACAGCCAGUGUGGUGGCUUUACAGGACAAUUCUCAGUUCGCUAAUCAGCAGUACAACCAGAGCUACCAGCAACGAAUGAUGUCGAUGAACGGCAUGGGAAACCCCAUGGGCAUGAACGGCAUGAAUAGCAUGAACCAGAUGAGCGCCAUGCACGGGAUGAACGGAAUGGGCAAUAUGGGAGGAAUGGGUCCUAAAAUGGGUAUGCCAAUUCAAGGCCCUGGAGGAGCCACAUCUAAUACCAUGUAUCCUAAUAGAAGAAUGGCACCUUAUCCGUCACCUGCCAUGCACAUGACGCAGAAAAGGGCGGGGCAAAGCUAUCCUAAUGGGCCUUGCCCGACUAUAGGAAAUCCUAACAUGGGUCCAGGCAAUAUGGGUAAUCCGACUAUAGGCUCAAUGGGCCCUAGUAUGGGUCCUAAUCCUAUGAAUCCCAACUUCAAUCCGAAUGGUCAAUAUGCAAGUUAUGGAACGAGGCAGCCUAAUUUCAACCAGUAUCCUACCCAGCAAAGCCUGGGACCUACCGGAAACUUCGGACCAGGUCCUGGAACUAUGGGGCCAGUAUCAAAUCCUAGACAACUACGGGGAGCCACACCUCCCUACACUAACCAAGGGCAGUAUUUUAACGGUUCCAUGAACCAAUUUCCUACCAACAAUUCUGGUCAGUUUAGUAUGAGCAGCACGGGGCAUAACGUUCAAGGACAGUACACCUCAUCCAGUCAGUUCCAACAAGACGUGGCUAUGCGCAACAAUAUGAACUACCAGCAUAGUCCUAUCCCUGGAAACCCAACACCUCCACUUACUCCCGCUAGCAGUAUUCCACCCUACAUCAGUCCUAAUCCAGAUGUAAAGCCUAAUUUUAGUGACUUGAAACCUCCACUACCACAAAAAGAGGAAGAGUUAAGAUUGACGUUUCCCGUUAGAGAUGGUAUAAUUUUGCCGCCAUUCCGUUUAGAGCAUAACCUAGCAGUCAGUAAUCACGUUUUCCAACUGAAGCCCACGGUUCACCAAACGCUCAUGUGGCGAUCAGAUCUGGAACUCCAGUUGAAAUGCUUCCACCACGAAGACAGGCAAAUGAACACUAAUUGGCCUACUAGCGUGCAGGUUUCUGUAAACGCCACCCCACUGGUUAUCGACAGAGGGGAAAAUAAGACUUCUCAUAAACCCCUCUAUCUUAAGGAUGUUUGUCAACCAGGCAGAAAUACCAUUCAGAUCACUGUAGCUGCUUGUUGUUGUUCGCAUUUGUUUGUAUUGCAAUUAGUACAUAGGCCUAGUGUAAGAUCUGUUUUACAAGGCCUUUUGAGAAAACGACUGUUAACCGCUGAACACUGCAUCGCCAAAAUCAAAAGAAACUUUAACAGCACAGGAACAGGUCAAAAUGACAGGGAAGCUGUGGAGCAAACAGCUCUCAAGGUGUCGCUUAAGUGUCCAAUAACGUUCAAACGAAUAGUAUUACCAGCUAGGGGCCAUGAAUGUAAACACAUACAAUGUUUUGACUUGGAAAGCUAUCUGCAGCUGAAUUGUGAAAGAGGUUCAUGGAGGUGUCCAGUGUGCAAUAAACCAGCACAACUGGAAGGACUUGAAGUAGAUCAAUACAUGUGGGGCAUCUUGAACACUGUGAAUCCAAAUGAGGUGGAGGAUGUAACUAUUGACAGUCAAGCUAAUUGGAAGGCAGCUAAGACUGGUAUUAAGCUUGAAGAUGAAGGAAAUGAAUCUUGUGCAUCAAAACGCAUGAACAAAGCAAUGUCACCUGGAAGCAUGACAUUACCAACAAUGAACAAUUGGGAUAUGUCACAGGCAAUGUCUCCAUACCUACCGCCCGAUAUGAAUAGUAUUGCCAGCGGGUCAAUGAUUAAUGGACCCCCAACAUACAGUGGAGGCUCUAGAGGAAGUGGAAUGGACUCCACAAAUAUGGGUACAUACACCAGUUCUGGUGAGUACCUCGGAGGAAGCGGACCUCUAUCUCAUUUGAGCGAAAGCGUCAACUCUUUGGAUCCCCUAAAUGCUAUGGAAAAGAGCCUAAACGAACAGAUGCCGCACACCCCGCAUACGCCACACACCCCUCACACGCCGCACACACCUGGAGGUGGCACUCCGGGUAGCGCGCACACUCCGGGCGGUACCACGGGGCCGCCCAGCGUUCCACCACCAAACUCCGACAGUUACAAUAACAGUAGUAACGGUGGUAACAACGGCAGCAAUUCCGGAAACUCCGGUAACGGAAACGGCGAUUCGUCGAUUCCGGAAAUACCCAGCGACUUAAACUUUGACCCCGCAGCUGUCAUUGACGGAGAAGGGACGGGGCAAGAGGCUUUGAAUCUCCUUCCCGACAGCGUGGAUCCCAUGGAACUGCUCUCCUACCUCGAUCCGCCGGAUCUCAACACGCCGCCAUCUAGCGGCAGCAGUUCGGGCCACAACAAUACGUCAGCCAACGACGACAUUCUGGCUCUAUUCGAAUGAAAUCAGUACAGUUCCUGUCAGCUCAUUAGUGAGUGUGAAUUCUAAGUGUGAUAUCGCUACAUAAUACGAGAGAAUGGGCGAGAAAAAAGACAAAAUAAGCGAGAAUAAUAGAAAGAGAAAGCACAUUCUGUACGCAUAUGCAGAAUCUCUAGGUACAUAUGCGUGUGCUGCGGAAAUUACAACGCCCGCUAUAUAAAAAUAUUCGAGACUAGAUCGGAUUUUGUAAAAAAUAGUGGCGCGAGUCUUUCUACUCAUCCUGUUUGGUACAGGAUAAAGACGUGUUUUGUCUUUAACGUUUAAGAUUAUUUAAAACUGAAAUUAUUCUAAAGAGAAAAUCGCUCUGUAUAUUAUUGUAAAUAAGGAGAUGAGUAUUUUGGCGGGGAAAAUGGUUUUAAGCGGCUUUCUUUUCGGUCUUCUUCAGGGCAAAGUUUUACAAUCAAAAUAUUAUAGCGAUAAAUUUUUGUUUUUUAGAGAACAUUGUAUAUACAUGCCAUAUUGGUGUAAAUAUUAUUUUUAAACUUGACUAUAUCGUUGUUAAGUGUAGUUUAAUUCUCUAAAGUAUGCAAUAGGUCAAUUGUCGCAAACCAAUUCUUAAAAAUAUUAAGUAAUUUAUUAUUACAGCUACGGUUUUUUAUAUUUAUUAUAUUAAGUACCAGUAUAGUAACAAGAACCGAAACUGGCUUGUGACAAUUAUAUCACCUAUUCACUCUUUAAGUAAUCUACUGCAACAAACAACUGAAUUAAGUAUAAAGCAUUCAAAGUAAUGUUUUUAUGAUUUUCAUUUAAUUAUGAAGAAUACUGAAAAAAAAGGGAUAAAACAUAAUUUCUACACAGGCGGCCAGUUUAGAAAAAAUGAUAGUAUUAUAACAGGGGUCACUCGUAAAGUUAAUUUUCUUUUUCAUGGAAAUAUCAGUAGCUUUAUUAAAGUUAGUGGUGACGUUACUUGCGACUCUUGAAUUUCAUUUCUCUAAAACCUAUAUACUAGAACUAAUAAAUAAGAAAAUCGGCUCAAACAAAAUUACAAAGAAAGUUAUCACUCAUAGCUCAUAACACCUUAGGGUCAUAUUUGUAUAAAAGAUAUUUGUAUCAAAAAGUAAUUGCUGAAAACCUUUACCUAGAAAAAGCAUCGUCACGGCUAGCUUCGAUAAAACCACUAUAAUAAUCAUAGCAAAUGUUCUUGUAUUUUCUUAGUUAAUUAAAUUUUUGUUUUAUUUGGAUGUACAUUACUGAAAUCAUUAUUAGAUAGGGGACCCCUUAUACAGAGUUUCUAGUAGUUCAGAAUUUGAACCAACCAAAAUUUCUAGAUAUUACCAUUUAAUUAUCGAUGUUGCAUUACAUAGGCUUAAAAAUAAUAUGUUAACAAACAUACUGUGUGUAAGUUUCGUGAACCUUUUUAAAAGUUUAAUUUCGAAGUCGUAGACCCUAAGGUCAAAAUUAUAAACAAGUAGAGGUUGAAGAGUAUUGUUACUAGUAUCAAAUUAGGUAUUUGAGUUACUACACAUGGUGAUAAUAUUGAUUAAAACAGCAAAAGGGAUGUGAUUUGUGUAGUGUUGCAUUACGUAGAUACGGUCAAUUCAAAGCUAAUAUAAAAUCAAAUAAGUUUCUAGAAUGUAUAUUAAAUGACAACCAGUCAUGUUAGAUUUUAUAACAAUGACUAUGAGGAAUGUUAAGGAAUAGUUUUAAAAGAUAAAUUAAAAAAUACACAAUAUUUUUUACGCAUAAAAAAAUAAAUGUGAGAUUUGCUAAACAGCAAAAUAACAAGUAAAGUUAAGAAAAAAUAUAUCAAGUAAUGUAACAUUAUAUAUACAUCCUACUAAAUUGCGUGACAGAUUUUUAGCUAACUUUCAAAGUUGAUGAAACAUUUUUUCUCUUAGUUAUAACGUCAUAAUAUGAAAAUGGUGGCAUUUGGUAGAGUAAUUGAAAAUGGUAUCCACAAAUAGUAGAAUCUGUGUCUUAAUAAUACUAUAAUGAUAAUAUUUUAUACCGUGUGGUGCCUCGGAACACAGUACAUAAAAAAUCUCAUGUAAAUUUUGAAAAGGUCAAAUAUCUCCCCAGAUGAUUUUGUGCAAAAGUUGUAUUAAACUUUUUUGAAGAGGCGUUAAUUUGGGAAUAAUUCAAGAAAUAAUCGAAAGAUUUGUAACUCAAGAAACUUUAUUAUUAGACAACUAUACCAGUUAAUAAAAUGUCCAAAUAAUCCGCUAUUCCAAGCCAACGAAAGAUCAGAGACCUGGCAGGCCAAUUAAUAUUGUGAUGAACCCAUGACGUCCGAAAAAUAGUGAUGUGGUCUUUUUCUGUUGCCUUCCCCAGCAGACGGGAACUAGUAUUUUUGUUUUCUUAAACACACGAAGAAUAUUUAAAUCAUUGUUUUCUUCCUCUUCAUUAUUUUUAUCUUCACUUUAGCAAUUGUCAAUACUAAAUGUAGCAUUUGCUUAAUGCCAUGCCUUUGUAUCAAAUCUCUGGAUUAUACUUUGAACUGUUGAUUUUUAAUGUCUGUCCGGUAAUGUCUGUCCGGAAACUGAGCUGCGAAUAUAUCUAACUCAUCAGGGAUACUAUUUCCAGCAAAAUGCCAUUUACCCAUCGUGACUUUUUUUUGACAGUGAUAAAAUCACAUUUUUGCUGGUAUUUUAUUGUAGCUUUCUCUGGGCCGUAUUAUGAAAUUUUAGUAUUUUGAAGGUAGAUUUUUGCAAAUAACAUUUAAAUGCCGAUUCCAAAUGAAACGAAAUUCUAGACGAAAGUACAAAUUUAACGCCUCUUCAAAAAAGUCUGAUACAACUAUGGCAUAAAAUUAUCUGGGAAGAUAAUAUUCGACAUAUUUAAAAUUUAAAUGGGAUUUCCUUUGUUCCGUGUUCCGAUGUACCACACGGUAUAUCAAAUUUUAAUAGUGACAUGAUUUUUCAGGUCCCGUAUUCAUUUCGGUAAUAUGAUUCAGGCUUGUGUUUUGGCACCCCACUCGUUAAUCACACUGUGAAAGUCACAUCAGAUCAAACUGUGAAAAUCAAAUUGUGAAAUAAAUAAUUUCGGAUUUGUUGUAAUCAUGUCCCAAUAUACAGGGUGGUCCGAACUGUAUUCCGGAAACUUCGGCAGCAUAUUCUGCAGAUAAAAAUA